GGAGACACCUGGCGGCUGACAAAACAACAAUUGUGACAGCAAAUAAAUAGAAAUGUAGGAUUGCUUAUCAUACUUUUUUGAUAGAAAUUGAUUAAAAUGUACGUAAAAUAAUCGAAAUCAGUGUCACGACCUAUCAGAACUUUUAAUUUUGUAAAUUUAAAAUUAAUGUCCAGUAAAUACAAGCCGUUUUAAUCAAUCGAAAAACUUUACAAAUUUCUUCCUACGUUUAUCGAAGACUUCUUAUUGUUCUCCCUUUAUGAUCUAACAAAAAAAGAAGGGAAAAAAGCGAAUUCACGGAAAUUCGCUGUGAUUCCACGGAAUCCUGAUUUGAAAUGAUUUCACUUCCGAUGUGGAAUUGAUUCGUUAUCGACGAAGCAGUAAAAUAAACUUUAUUUGAAAUUAGUGAAUGUGUGUGCUUUGACAAGUAAAUACAUACGGAAAAUGGACAACUCACAAAGGGUAAUCUUCGAUAAUAAUCCACACGUUCGUCUGAGGGAUAUUUUUGAUACAGCAUUUCAACAUCAGGGUGACGAUCUGGUGCCAAUAACUGAUCCACAUGGAGACAGUCCCGAGCCUGAUACUAGCGGAUACUAUGGUCCGGAAAUGGAAAUUAACAGGCGCAGAAAUCAAUUAGGAUUCCGUGAUUACAAUCACAACCAUUCGCACCGUUCAGUCGUUGCGGGCAACGCUUUUCCGUACGUUCUCUUCAACGACAAUAUGCCAAACGUUGUCUCCCGGGAUAUGAAUCCAACCAUACCGCUUUCCAUGCCACUGUCCAUGCCGACCGGAGCGGGACGCAUUACACGCAACAAUUAUCGACAAUACGCAUCGAUGUCCACUCGGUCACCGAUACACAAUGUCAUCAAUAUCAGCUCAUCCGAUGAGGAUUCACAAGCAAUGCCAAUCAACUUGAGUAGAAAGCGAAUGCUUCGCGAUGCAGCGACGGUAAAUACGAGAGCUCGUUCGAAGAAGCCGUUGUACAGUCGAAAUCAUGAUUCGUCAACACCCACAUCGUCAAACUAUGCGAAUAGUCCGUUUCAAGCCGCACAAAAUGGUCUUGCAGCACAAUUCGAUCGACGGGGCAACAAUCGUAGUGAGGCCGAACCGUCGAAUGUAAAUACCGUCAAAGAAGAGCAGCAGGACGACGAUGAAGACAAUUUACCUUUGAGUAAAUUCAAAAUAAAAAAAUUGUGCAUUCCGCCGGAGCCAGUUGACAAUAAGCCGACAGGUUAUGAGAAUCCUUGUAAUUGCUACUCGUGCUUUCCAUCCAUCGCAGAUCGGUCAGUCGACAAAAAGCGAAAGAUCAAGAAAUGCAAACACGAGGUGUUGUCCGAUGCAAGCAGUAAUAGUUCUGCGGAUCAAGCAAGUGGUAGUAGCUUCACUGGUCAGGCACAACAACCGUGCACCAGUUCAGUUGUUAAACCAGAGGCCAUUUACGAUCGUGACAAUCAACAGCCAGGACCUAGUGGCCUCAAUCAAAAUAAAUCCUCAAUUAAGACUGAACAGAAACCACUACCGUCAACAUCGAGUCUAGCACCGAGUUAUGACAGUGAUGAUGGUGGUUCCAGUGCAUCAUUCAAUCCGACCAACAAUAACGGAACAUCGAUGCAAUUAUUGACCGCACCCGAUUUGCAAUUAGAUUGGCUAUCUGAUAGUACCGAAACGAAUGACGACGUUAUUUAUGUGCCUUCACCGCCAGCAAUCGAUUUAACCACCGAAUCCAGUGACUCAGAAUUCGACAAUAAUAUACGACAAGGUAGUCGACGAGCACACGGAUUUUAUCCCAUUCAACCGGAAACACCACCACCACAGCCGCCAUUAACACUGCAGCAGCAAGUGUUACAUCAACUUAUGAGCGAUAACGAUCCAAUGCUGAGCCAACGAUCUCGCUUGGAAACGAAUCGCGUCACAAAUCGACCACCAUCGAAUCCAGCACAUUUGCCCAGCGCGAUGUUAACUCCAAAUUUGAACGUACCUCAAUACGAUCGCAUACCAAUAGUUCAACCGCAACCUCUAGUAGAACCGCAUAUUCCUCCGGAGGUGAUUGAUCCAGAUGAUGAAGUAGUUUCAACUACACCAAUUAGACCACAAAAUUGCAAGUGCCGUUUGAUCGUCUGGCUGUUCUUUUUUGCUAACCAAAUUCCCGUUCCAGAUAUGCGCCACGAUAAUUUACCAGAAUUUCUGAACAGACGUUCAGUACGUUUGAUGCGGUAUCCUUUAUCCCAUUUAGGAGCGAGUCGUCUUGUACCGACUACUAACAAUACGGCACGACUGUCAUCGCUAUAUCGACCAGCCUAUGCUCCACAUGAGAAUUUAUGGCAUCGACAACAAACCAAUCAGGAAUUGCACCGUCGUCACAUGACGCCGAUGAGUAGAGAUGCCCCAAUUGUUGGCCAUCCAAUAGCAGACACAUAUCAUUGUAGUGCGUGCGAUUACAAUUCACGUGGUCGUAGACGACCCGAAUUUCAACAACAGCCACAAUCGUCGGGCAAUGGUUCGGUGUACUAUAUGGCUCCACCGUCUAGCUCACAGAACGCUGUCCAUUCUCAUCCCGUUGGUGACCCACUACUUCGUACACGUGAACCACAUCACGUCUACCAUCAUAUGUACCACCAUUACGGAUCACAUGCUGGCCCACACGUUCAUCUUAGCAUUGGGCUUCGCCCAGAAAAUCAUCCACCAAAUCCGAAUGUGCACACUCAUCUAGUGUCCCGGCUAUCUCGUUUGCAUCAAUUUGUUCGCGUCAUCGAGGAACAAGGCGGUUUGGUGUAUGGACGGCCACCACAAGGUGCCACCCAGGAGGUGAUUGAACGUAACACUUUGCCUCAUAAGUAUAAAAGAGUUCGACGGUCCAGCGAAAUCGACGACGAUGAAGGGGAGAAAUGUACGAUUUGCCUAUCUCUAUUCGAAAUCGAGAACGAUGUUCGUCGUCUGCCAUGCAUGCAUCUCUUUCACAUGGACUGUGUGGACCGCUGGUUGAUCACAAACAAACACUGUCCGAUUUGUCGCGUUGACAUUGAGAUGCAUAUCAGCAAGGAUGCAAUGUCGGCCGUACCAUCGAUUUGACCGAAUACACCAACAGUGUCGUACGUAAUAGCAUGAGUUUAGAAAUGAAACAACAAAAAUUGUGUAAUACAAGAAUCGAGUCCGAUUACGGGGAAGUAGUUGGAUGUCGAUCCGUUUUUCUCAACAAAAUGAAAAGAAAAGAAGAAAAAUUUAUGUCGGUUGUGAAAAGAAUUUAAGUUAUGAUUAUGAUUAUGAUGAUGAAGAAUAUUGGGAAUUAAUUGUAAUUUCAAAUUAUGUUUGUUAAAAUGAAAGAUGGAAAUAAUUUGCGCCAAACGAAAAACUUUCUUAGAUUUAUAAAUAAUUACACCCAAGUAAGUUAUACAUAUAGAUAGUAAUUUUUACGAAUGAAUUUCUUUACUUUUUUUUUGUUAAUUACUUAUUUACCCCCAAUUGUGCAAAUUAUGUCUCACACUUGAAAUUAACUUCAAAAAAACAAAUAUUUCUUUUGUACAUUUUAAUCAGAUUUGAUCGAUAAAUCGUUUUUUUUGUCUAUAUAAAAAUAUGAAAUGAACUAUUAUCUGCUCAAAGCAGAAACAUUUUGAAUUUAUGAAUUUUCGGUUUUUAUUUGUAACCUUUUUUUCUCGUUGGCGAAAUGGACAAACAUUUUUUUUCUCCACAAUUAAUCAUUGAAAUUACAGAUUAUUAUAUUGUUGCCGUAAGCCACGCUUUUUAUCAUAAACUAAUAUUGAAAAUAUGUUAACAAGAAAAUAUUAUUAAUUCGAACAAGUGAAGAAUUGUAACAUCGAAAUACAUCAACUAUGUUCCAUA
Bradysia coprophila is the source of this 3834-nucleotide messenger RNA. RefSeq lists its product as uncharacterized. The record is from RefSeq and is a predicted model, not a curated record. Gene Ontology annotation, molecular function: ubiquitin protein ligase activity. NCBI's taxonomy places the organism in Eukaryota, Metazoa, Arthropoda, Insecta, Diptera, Sciaridae. Gene Ontology annotation, biological process: ubiquitin-dependent protein catabolic process. Gene Ontology annotation, cellular component: nucleus.